This is a messenger RNA of Benincasa hispida (wax gourd), 1710 nucleotides long. RefSeq names its product amidase 1-like. Lineage: Eukaryota; Viridiplantae; Streptophyta; Magnoliopsida; Cucurbitales; Cucurbitaceae. The record is from RefSeq and is a predicted model, not a curated record.
GGGUCGUGCAAAUUUCCCAUUUUGAUUUGAUAUCGCUGAGAGAGGGGAUAAGCCACUGACGAUACCGUUGUACUAUUUGCGAUCCUUCUUCAUCUUCUUCUUUGGUUGCCUUAGCUUUUCUUUCCACUCUGCAAUUUUCCAGCCAUUACUAGGGAGGUUGUGUCGGACUCUGACUCCAAUUAGAUUCGGAGAAGAAGGGGGGAGCAAAAAAAACCUUAGUUUUGCAAUGGCUGUGCAGUAUUAUGGAGCUUUCAUGGAGAAAUUCCUCCUGCAACCGAGCUCCCCCUCCGAUGAACUUCCAUUAAAUGGCCUCACUUUCGCUGUUAAAGACAUAUUUGAUAUGGAUGGGCAUGUAACUGGUUUUGGAAAUCCUGAAUGGCUAAGGACUCACCGACCUGCCAAUCAGACAGCUCCAGCUGUGUUGACCAUCCUAAGAGGGGGAGCCAGCUGCAUUGGCAGGACUAUCAUGGAUGAAAUGGCCUACAGUAUAAAUGGGGAAAACUUUCACUAUGGCACACCCCAAAACCCAUAUGCAUUAGAUCGGGUACCUGGAGGAUCGUCUAGUGGCUCUGCUGUUGCUGUAGGUGCAAAACUUGUGGAUUUCUCCUUAGGAACUGACACUGGAGGUAGUAUAAGAGUGCCUGCAUCCUAUUGUGGAAUACUUGGAUUUCGGCCUUCACAUGGUGCAGUUUCUACCUCUGGAGUAGUACCCAUGGCACAGAGCUUUGAUACAGUAGGAUGGUUUGCCAGGGAUCCUGUUGUAUUAAAAAAAGUAGGUCGGUUGCUACUGCAACAUCCAGAGGUUGAACAUCAAAAGCCUACACAGGUGCUCAUUGCAGAAGAUUGUUUCAAGCUCUCAAGCAUUCCUAGUGAACGAUUGACACAAGCUUUCAUUAAUUCAGUAAAGAAAUUAUUUGGUGGCCAUCUUAUAAAACAAGUAGUCCUUGGGACUUAUCUUGUGGACAAAGUUCCAAGUUUGAAGCAUUUCAUGAUUGAAGGAAAUGCAGGCCAUGAGCAUAGCAUACCAUCCUUGGCAGCCCUUGCAAGAUCGAUGCAAUUACUUCAGAGGUAUGAAUUCAAAAUCAAUCACGAAGAAUGGGUUAGAACUUACAAUCCUCAUUUGGGCCCAGGAAUAUCAGAACGAGUAUCAGAAGCCAUGAGAGCAACAAAUGAGAAUAUUGAUCUGUGUCAUAACAUUAAAAUGGAACUGCGUGAAGCUCUUGCUGCACUUCUUGAAGAAUUUGGGGUCCUUGCAAUUCCUACAGUCCCUGGCCCCCCUCCUAAACUAAACACAGACAUCUCGAAGCUACAUGACUUUCGUGCGAAGGCUUUCAGCUUGCUCUCCAUUGCUGGGGUCUCUGGAUUCUGCCAGGUUAGCAUACCUCUAGGCUUGUACAAUGGUCUUCCUGUAUCAAUAUCUUUGCUAGCAAAACAUGGUUCAGAUGGAUUUUUGCUCAAUGUUGUUCAUAGUCUUUACAACACUUUAGAAGAAGUUAAGCCAAGCUUCUAAGAAAGACAAAAGAAUGCUAAAGGAAACUACUUUGAUAUUUGAAAAUUACUGUCCUAUAACUAUUGUCAGAUUGCAAGAAUGAGAACAUGUGUAAGGUAAGACGGGUAGUAUCCUAUAUAUUCAUAAUUUUUUUUUAAAAUUUUUUAGCAAUGAAUAAAUUGUAUGUUUAUUGGAUGAUGAGAUAUUUGUAUUCCGUGGUC